CCACAACAGCUAAAAGCUUGACGAAAAAAAAUCUGUUUUCCUGCAUAAAUCUCUGUUUUUCUGCGUCAAGAGACAUAGUUAUAGUGAUAGUUCGAUCUCAAUAUAAAGAUCAAAAGCAUCCUUAUUGUUAUAGGUUUACAUGGCCUAGACUUCAACCAUGUCAUCCGAAGACGUUCUGCUGAUUGUGAACCAUGUUAAGCACAAGAAGGUUGAGGGCAAUAUGUAUAUGAUGGACACAAGGAUGGCCUGGAUGCCAGCGAGUUCAGACACGUUCAAGAUUAGUCAUAGCUAUGCAGACAUUAGAGUCCAAAAGAUCUCGCCCGACACAAAAGACAAAGUGCAGCUUCAAGUUGUGAUGCAUGACAAUAGUGCGAACACAUUCCACUUCAACAACCCCAAGGGUCGUGCCGUCCAACAGGAGGAUCGCGCCAAAAUCAAAGAGCUGCUACAAAAUCUCCUGCCGAAAUUCCGACGGAAAAUAAACAGUGAAUUGGAAGAGAAAAAUAAACUUUUGCAGAGUAAUCCGGAGAUGCUGCAACUAUAUAAAGACUUGGUCGUGAGUGGUGUGAUCACGGCAGACGAGUUUUGGGCAAAUAGAGCAAAUAAGCAAGGUUCAGGCAAUACGGGGGGUCAAGACGUUGGGGUUUCUGCUGCUUUCCUGGCGGACAUUAAACCCCAAACAGACGGCUGCAACGGCCUCAGGUACAAUUUGACUGCUGACAUAAUAGAAUCUAUAUUUAGAACAUAUCCAGCUGUGAAAGAUCUUCAUGCCAAUUCGGUGCCAGACAAGUUAUCCGAGAGUGAAUUUUGGACCAAGUUUUUUCAGUCGCAUUACUUUCAUCGAGACCGUAUCAACAUGAGUUCAAAAGACAUAUUCACUGAAUGUGCAAAGACAGAUGAAAAAGAUAUACAAAAAGAAAUCCACACAAGUAUCAACGAUCCGUUUAUUGAUCUCACCGAGUUUAAAGAUGACACUUUGGAUGAGGGUUAUGGUGCGAAGGGAAUGGAGGCCCGUCAGCAAAUGAACGCCACAAAUCUCUCGAUGAUUCGCCGCUUCAAUCAUCACUCGACUAUGGUGCUAAAGUCUCUGGAGCAGAAAGAGGCUGCGUCGUCUGCUGCUGGGUCGUCGUCUGCUACGACGCAGAAUGGAACGAAAACGGCCGAGAGUAGCAAGGAGGAGGAGUCGGAACCAGAGGCUAAAAAGAGAAAGAUAAGAGAGAAAAUAGAAAUGGAAGAUCUUGAGGAUGAAGAUAAGGCAGCUACAUCGACAUUAAAAUUGACCAAAUUAGAACGCUAUCUCCACGGUCCGACACCGGUGGUCGCCACUAGUGUCGAGACGACAGAAUCUCUAAUGGAAGCAUCAGAGUCAGCGCUCCGCGAAAUGGAAACUUGGAGACCGAAUCUGGUGCAGGUUCUCGACAGCAAGAUGGCUCUUAGUGUUUUAGGCGAGCUGUCACCAGGGGGUGCUCUUAUGUAUGGGACAAGUCAACAACAACUUUCACAAAUGGUCCCGCAAGAUCUUCAGCAAGAAAUCAAACAGAGUUACUCAGCGCUGUGUGAGCUUUUACGCCAUUUCUGGAUGUGUUUUCCAACGAAUACAAAAUUUUUAGAAGAAAAGGUAAUACGAAUGCAAUCGAAUCUUGAGCGAUUUCAACAAGCAAAGUUAAAUCCAUUGAAGGACAAAUUACGUCAUAUCAGUUACAAUGUAAAUCUGACUGGACACAUAGAGGAACUCUUAAACGCAGCCUACAUCAAGUUCGAAACGUGGCAGGCCCGCCGACAAAACAAGCGGUGACAGAAUGAACAAGCAUAGACUAUGACAAUAUUUUUGUACUCGGAUGAAAAUUAUGACAAGGAAAUGUCACAGGUUUUGCAGUAACCACAAGAAAGUUCCAUUGUUCGAUGGUUUUUACCUCUGUCGUUUUGGCAGGGGUGCCGUUCAAAACUGUUUGUUGUUGUUGUUACCUUGAACACAAGGAAUUCAACCAUCUACGAAUAGCAGUGUGUUGUUAACUGCUCCGCUGUCUAAAACCAAUUCUUUUUCUUCCAAAACCCGUCAAGAAAUGUACAUUAUACUAAUCAAGGUAAAAAAUAGUUUCUGAUGACAAACUUUUUAAGACAGCCAUCCCUGUAUAAGCGUUAAUGAGUUUUGUGUCAGUUUGAGAAGGCCUGUGAUAUUCCUGUUGUGUUAGUGUAACCAUGGCAACUAUGUAAAGGAUGUCCGACAUUGAAGGAUAAAGUUGCAUGUGAUGAUGCAAGAGGGUUCUGAGCCCUUGAACAAAAACGUGAAAGAUCAGUGUCCUGGACACUGAAGUGGAGGAUGACCAAUAUGAUCUCUUGCAAAAACCCAUUACUUUAGGUUCUUGCCAAAAAAUAUUACUUUGAAAUAAUAGUCAUUAGAAAAACCCAUUACUGUGAACUAAUGGGUUUUGCCUCUAGCUAGUCCUACCUCUGUGAGUUAGUGUCUCCGUACUCCGCAUCAAACAACAAAAUAAUGGAUAGCUUAUAUGCACUCCGUGGUAUACUAUGAGCCUACGCUCUCAAAAAGGUGUAGAAGAAUCUCUUAUUGUAUAAAUAAUGGCCCAAGUCGAAAUGUCCUCGAGUCAAAUUGUCCCCGGGCUAGCAGGCAUCAAAACGCCCUUGAUUAACUACUUGCAAAUUUAUAGGCAUUUAGACCAAUUUAGUACCAUUCUCAUCGUUGAGCUAUUGGAAGGAGAGAGAAAAUAACCUUUUAAACAAACAUUUCUUUAAAACAUAUUUGACAAAUGUAAAUGUCGAAAUGAAUUCAGUGGAACCUCCCUUGCAGACACCUCUCUAUCUAUUUAGAUCGCUGGGUUUGGCCCCAAAUUGAUUGUUUCCAUUCAAUUUGAUCUCUCUAAUCAGGACACCUCUAUUUAGGAGAGCACUUGUCAGUCCCGCGGGUGUCCUUAAUUGAGAGGUUCUGCUGUACAUAGCAGACUGGUUAUGAUGGUACUGGAGUUGGACCAGAAUCUAAAAGCGAGGACACUUCGAAUUUCAUGACAAGGGGACUUGAUGUCCUAUAAUUGCCCAAUACUGCCAUGCAUCAUUACAAUCAGUGUCAAUCAUUCACCCGUGAUGACAUGUAUGAUCACAAUCAUUGUCAAACAUUAACCAGUGAUGACAUUUAUGAUCCUUAUCAUUGUCAAACAUUGACACAUGAUGACAUGUAUGAUCCAACAUUCAAACAUUAACCUGUGAUGACAUGUAUGAUCUUAAUCAUUGUCAAACAUUGACACAUGAUGACAUGUAUGAUCACAAUCAUUCAAACAUUAACCUGUGAUGACAUGUAUGAUCACAAUCAUUGUUAAACAUUGAUACAUGAUGACAUGUAUGAUCACAAUCAUUGUGAAAUAUUAACACAUGAUGACAUGUAUGAUCACAAUCAUUGUGAAAUAUUCACACAUGAUGACAUGUAUGAUCACGAUCAGUGUCAAACAUUAACACAUGAUGACAUGUAUGAUCACGAUCAGUGUCAAACAUUAACACAUGAUGACAUGUAUGAUCACGAUCAUUGUCAAACAUUAACCCGUGAUGACAUGUAAUAUGUGCUCCUUUUGUAUCAA
Messenger RNA from Lineus longissimus, 3584 nucleotides. RefSeq names its product general transcription factor IIH subunit 1-like. The record is from RefSeq and is a predicted model, not a curated record. Gene Ontology annotation, cellular component: transcription factor TFIIH core complex; transcription factor TFIIH holo complex. Gene Ontology annotation, biological process: transcription by RNA polymerase II; nucleotide-excision repair; transcription by RNA polymerase I. NCBI's taxonomy places the organism in Eukaryota, Metazoa, Nemertea, Pilidiophora, Heteronemertea, Lineidae. Bases 158 to 1795 code for a protein of 545 amino acids. The transcript is spliced from 13 exons.